AGAGUUCCUGUGAUUCUCUCGCAGCUCGCCGGUUCGCCGCAUGCUGCCGUUCCGUCUCAAGGGUGGAUCAUUGUCACUGGACUGGACCACACCGCCCCUGCAGCCGCUGCUCUUAGUACUUGCACCGCAUCUCCGCUCUUCCUCUCACCGUACCAAGCUCUAGUUAUCCGUCCACCAUGUCCGUGGUGGGUUUUGACGUGGGCUUUCUGAACUGCUAUGUAGCAGUAGCCCGAGCCGGGGGGAUCGAAACUGUCGCCAACGAAUACAGCGACCGGCUUACACCAGCAUGUGUUUCAUUUGGACCCCGGAAUCGAUCAAUCGGUGCAGCUGCAAAAAGCCAGGUCGUCACAAACUGCAAGAACACAGUUCAAGGGUUCAAGCGGUUUCAUGGCAGAGCAUUUUCUGACCCAUAUGUGCAGUCCCUCAAAAACAGCCUGGUGUACGAUAUUGCACAAAUGCCCACAGGAACAGCGGGCAUCAAGGUGAUGUACAUGGAGGAGGAGAAGCUGUUCAACAUUGAACAGGUCACUGCCAUGCUGCUGACCAAGCUGAAGGAGACUGCGGAGAGUGCGCUGAAGAAGCCUGUGGCUGACUGUGUUGUGUCUGUUCCUAGCUACUACACUGACGCUGAGAGGAGAUCAGUUGUUGAUGCUGCUCAGAUUGCUGGACUCAACUGCCUGAGGCUUAUGAAUGAGACAACUGCAGUUGCAUUGGCAUAUGGAAUUUAUAAACAGGAUCUCCCUCCUCCUGAGGAGAAGGCUAGGAAUGUGGUGUUUGUGGAGCUCGGACACUCUGGAUACCAGACAUCAGUGUGUGCCUUUAAUAAGGGCAAGCUCAAGGUCCUUGCCACAGCCUGUGACCCAUUAUUGGGAGGGAGAGACUUUGAUGAGGUACUGGUCAAGUAUUUCUGUGAGGAAUUUGGCAAGAAGUACAAGAUUGAUGUCAGGUCUAAGCCCAGAGCUUUGGUCAGGCUUUACCAGGAGUGUGAAAAACUGAAAAAACUGAUGAGCGCCAAUUCCUCUGACCUGCCACUUAACAUUGAGUGUUUCAUGAAUGACAUCGAUGUCACUGGAAAGAUGAACAGGGGUCAGUUUGAAGAAAUGGCUGCAGAGAUUUUGCUUCGUGUGGAGCCUCCUCUGCAUAGCCUGUUGGAGCAAGCCAAGCUAAAAAAGGAUGAGAUCUAUGCAGUUGAGAUCGUCGGUGGAGCUUCCAGGAUCCCAGCUGUCAAAGAGAGAAUCAGCAAGUUUUUCGGGAAGGAGUUGAACACCACUCUGAAUGCUGAUGAAGCUGUGGCCAGAGGAUGCGCCCUGCAGUGUGCAAUUCUGUCCCCUGCCUUCAAAGUCCGUGAGUUCUCCAUCACAGAUGUUGUUCCCUAUCCAAUCUCUCUGAAGUGGCAUUCUGCUGCAGAGGAAGGUGAAAGUGAUUGUGAGGUUUUUCCUAAGAACCACGCAGCACCUUUCUCCAAAGUUCUCACCUUCUACCGGAGAGAGCCUUUCUCUCUGGAUGCCUACUAUAAUUCUCCUAAUGAGCUGCCUUAUCCUGAUCCCACUAUUGGUCAGUUUAUGGUCCAGAAGGUCGUCCCACAAGCAUCUGGGGAGAGCUCAAAGGUGAAAGUCAAGGUGCGGGUGAACAUUCAUGGCAUCUUCAGUGUGUCCAGCGCCUCCCUGGUUGAAGUGCAGAAGUGUGAAGACACAGAGGAACCCAUGGAAACUGAACAGGUUUCCGACAAAGAGGGAGAGAACAAGAUGCAAACUGAUCAGGAUGGGCAGCAGGCUCAAGGAGAUGCUCCGAAAGAAACGGAGGAGAAGACUCAGCAUGAGAAUGAAGAGAUGGAGACCAGCACUGAGGAGAACAAAGGUGAGAAAAAGUCCGACCAGCCUCCACAGGCUAAAAAGGCCAAAGUCAAAACAAAAGUGCUGGACCUUCCGAUUGAAAACAGUCCACAGUGGCAGCUAGCAAACGACAUGCUCAAUCUGUUUGUGGAAAAUGAGGGUAAGAUGAUCAUGCAGGACAAGCUGGAGAAGGAGAGGAAUGAUGCCAAGAAUUAUGUAGAGGAGUAUGUGUACGAUAUGAGGGACAAGCUGCAUGGGAUGCUGGAAAAGUUUGUCAGUGAAUCUGACCGGGAUUGUUUGUCAUUAAAGCUGGAAGACACUGAAAACUGGCUUUAUGAAGAUGGAGAGGACCAACCUAAACAGGUGUACAUUGACAAGUUGGGGGAGUUGAAGAAACUCGGCCAGCCCAUCCAGGACCGGUAUAUGGAGGCUGAAGAGAGACCCAAAGCUUUUGAGGAGCUGGGGAAACAAAUUCAGCAGUACAUGAAGUUUGUUGAGGCCUACAAAAUGAAAGAUGAGCUGUAUGACCAUUUAGAUGAGGCAGAUGUCAACAAAGUGGACAAAGUGAGCAGCGAAGCAAUGAUCUGGAUGAACAGCACCAUGAACCAGCAAAACAAGCAGAGCCUUAACGUGGAUCCAGUUGUCAAAGUCCCAAACAUCAGGGCAAAAACAAAGGAGCUCCUGUCUGCCUGUAAUCCCAUUGUGACCAAACCCAAGCCCAAAGUGGAACUUCCCAAGGAAGAAACGGCUGCAGAGCAGAACGGUCCUGUCAACGAACAGGAGAAAACCCAGGAGGAAACGGCAGACAAAGCAGCUACUGACAGUACAGGCAAACCAACCUCAGAAACCACAGAGAGCAAACCCGACAUGGACCUUGAUUAAAGCAGCUUAAUGCCUCCUGAAGCAAAGCUGUACAGGAGCUGAUUGAGUCAGGCUGAGAUGCAGCCUGGCUGCAUGUCAGAGCUGCUAAAGUGUUUGAGGAACUGCACUCCUGAGUCAAAAGCAGGCAGGGUGUUGAGCACACUGAACCCAACUAGUGGUGGUACCUUCUGAUGACAUAGCAUGCUCUCUCUCUCUUUCUGGAUGACCUAAAUCAAAAGCCAGCUGCAAUAACUGUUUGACAAUGAGCGCUGUACACAUGAUGGUAUUUAUUUCUGUUGUGUGCUCUGUAAGUGUUCUGGUCUGUGUCACAAUAUGGUUUUAAUAAAGUGACUGAAAAUCUCUCA
Messenger RNA from Cololabis saira (Pacific saury), 3058 nucleotides. It is a transcript of the gene hspa4b, whose product is annotated as heat shock protein 4b. Gene Ontology annotation, cellular component: nucleus; cytosol. The transcript is spliced from 19 exons. Lineage: Eukaryota; Metazoa; Chordata; Actinopteri; Beloniformes; Belonidae. The record is from RefSeq and is a predicted model, not a curated record. Gene Ontology annotation, molecular function: ATP binding; ATP-dependent protein folding chaperone. The coding region runs from base 177 to 2714 and encodes 845 amino acids. Gene Ontology annotation, biological process: protein folding.